This is a messenger RNA of Blastocystis hominis, 537 nucleotides long. RefSeq lists its product as hypothetical. Lineage: Eukaryota; Bigyra; Opalinata; Blastocystidae. The transcript is spliced from 7 exons. The record is from RefSeq and is a predicted model, not a curated record. Bases 1 to 537 code for a protein of 178 amino acids.
AUGGAGCAGCAGAUCGAUCGGAUCUAUGGACUCUUGGCCACUCUGCAAGAGGGGAUGAGUGUAGUGAGGCCGAUGGUGGAGGCAGAACAUCAAAAACUCUUAGCGAUUAGUAAAUCUUCUUCUGUGUUUGUAAAUCUGAGUUCAACGAACUUGGACGAUAUCGCCGUGAUAAACGCAGAAAACACUACAACACAGAUGCAACUACAGAAAAUGCAAAGAGAUCUCGAACUGAAAGAAAACGAGGUGGCUAUUUUAAAGGACGAGCGUCAGAAUUAUCUGAUUGAGCGCGAUCAGUUGAACGAUAUACUUCAAAUCCUCUCGGAAGACUAUGCUUCACUCGAGAACGAGAUCCGAAACAAGGAACAGUUACAGGAGCAGAUAUACCACUUAAACGAGAUCAUCCUAGAGCGCAAUAACGUGAUAUCGCAGCUUCAGAUCGAGAACUCGCGGAUCCGAGCCGAAAACAGCGAGUUGCUGAAAGAAAUCGCGGAAGCCAUUCAAGUCGACGAGGACAACACCAUCGAUGACUCUAGUUGA